Salvia splendens (bonfire salvia) is the source of this 1152-nucleotide messenger RNA. RefSeq lists its product as uncharacterized. The transcript is spliced from 2 exons. NCBI's taxonomy places the organism in Eukaryota, Viridiplantae, Streptophyta, Magnoliopsida, Lamiales, Lamiaceae. Bases 228 to 1013 code for a protein of 261 amino acids. The record is from RefSeq and is a predicted model, not a curated record.
AAUAUGACUAGACCUCUCUAUGACAAAUUGGUGACACGUAUUAGUCGGCCGACACGUGGCAACAUAUGAACUCUCCAACGAUCUCUCAUUUCGGUUCAUUUUCUCAAGAUCUCAUCUCCUUCCUCGGCAUCAUCUUCUCCCUUUCAAUUGUUUCUCUUCUCCACCAAUUCAUCUAAUUGAUUCAAUCAAUUUCGCAUCGUACAAUUCUAAUAAUUUAAUCAGUAGCAAUGUCCGGCGUGUCCGUGGGCGUAUCUCCGGCAUCGCCGGCGGCGAAGGUUUCGCCGCCGCCGACGGCAUCUUCGGGAGGAGGGGUGAUGGGGUCCCUCCGCGUGAUUGAGCUCCAGCUGGUGGCGUUCAUCAUGAUCUUCUCCGCGAGCGGUCUCGUCCCCCUCCUCGACCUCGCCUUCCCGGCGCUGGCCUCGGCCUACUUCGUCGUGCUCUCGCGCCUCGUCUUCCCCGCCUCCGCGGCGCCGCCCGGGAAGUCGCCCGAGAUCUUCCAGGGCGGCCGCCUCUUCCGCGCGUACGUCGUCGCGGGGACCACCGUGGGGCUGUUCCUGCCGCUGGCGUACGCGCUGGGCGGGUUCGCCCGGGGAGACGACCACGCGGUCCGGUCCGCGACGCCGCACUUGUUCCUCUUGUCGUUCCAGAUAUUGACGGAGAACAUUGUGAGUGGUUUGUCGCUCUUCUCGGCGCCGGUGAGGGCGCUCGUGCCGAUUAUGUACACCGUGCGACGGAUCUUCGUGGUGCUUGAUUGGAUCAACGAUGUCUGGGUCAACAAGACCCUCCCGGCUAACGCGGAUUUCGAUGAAGUGGGGUGGUUCUGGUUCGGGAGGGGUUUGGCAGUGUUAAAUAUGGCGUAUUUCUCAGUGAAUCUGUUUUGCUUUCUAAUUCCGAGGUUUUUGCCGAGGGCGUUUGAGAGGUAUUUUAAAGAGAGAGACGCCGAGACACUUGCCAAAUCCGCUCAUGAUAAAUUCAAGACUGCAUCACCCAAAUCCGACACAAAGGCUGAUUGAUUUCAUCUUAAUAUCUCUCUCACUAUUUUGGUCUCUCUCUAUUUUGGUGGUAAGAAUUUUUAUAUUCCCCUUGUCCCAUUAAAUAUGAAACGUUUCCUUUUUCACACAUGUUUUGAAAAAAUGAUAAUAAAUAAUUAAA